AUGGCACUCUUAACCCAAAUACUCGUACCAGCACAUUCACGGAGCUGUUGUCUCAAGUACACCAAGAAGCAUUUGCCAUGUAAACGGUUGCUCGCCUUCAGUCUCCAGUCCAUGAAUCGGAACUGUGACAUCAACGCUGUAAUAUUUCACCAAACAAACGGCCGCUUAGUGUGCGCCGACCCGCUGUCCGCAAAUACCCAGAGAGGCAUGAAGUGUGUCAAUCAGAGACGACAGCAAGAAGAAAAGGUCAUGAUGCAAUAA
Molecule: messenger RNA, 261 nt
Organism: Knipowitschia caucasica
Lineage: Eukaryota; Metazoa; Chordata; Actinopteri; Gobiiformes; Gobiidae
Source: the annotation of a GenBank genome assembly